This is a messenger RNA of Gallus gallus (chicken), 600 nucleotides long. RefSeq lists its product as uncharacterized. Bases 50 to 436 code for a protein of 128 amino acids. The transcript is spliced from 2 exons. Lineage: Eukaryota; Metazoa; Chordata; Aves; Galliformes; Phasianidae. The record is from RefSeq and is a predicted model, not a curated record.
UUCAUUUCCCUCCCGCCUACGAGCUCUCUUUAAGUACUGAAAGGCCGCUAUGGGGUCUCUGAACAAGGCUGCCCAAACCCAGCUCCCUCAGCUGGUCUCCAUAGGAGAGGUGCUCAGUAAUGGACAAGCUGACUUCCGUGUCAUUCCUGCACGGUCGCGGCUUUUAAAGGCACGUACGUACCCAUCCACAGCUGUUACACAGAGUUCUGUGCUUGCUGUCAUUUCACGCACCAAGAACACCGGAACCAAAGACCCACAGCGGAACGGGGCGCGUUCCCGACUCAGCGAACGGACCGCAGCGGGUCACAGCCGAGAAGAGGAGGACGACGAGGAGGUCAGAGCAGCGCCGAUCCGUCGGGAACCGCCCCGCGGGGAAGGGAAGGAGCCUCCGUUGGCACACGGGCAGCGCUGCGCUGCCCCGCAGAUUGAAGUCUGAGAAACGAUUUCCACAAUUUGGAUAGAAGACUCUGCUAAGCAUCGGAAUAAAACCAUCACUGGAAGGAAGGUACACCAAACAGAAUGAGGUAAUUGUGCAAAAUCUCUACAAUAACUGUAUCUCAUCCUAAGGGCUCUUUGAGAAUUGUUUUUUCCAGCAUCCAA